This is a messenger RNA of Gadus macrocephalus (Pacific cod), 3557 nucleotides long. Its product is annotated as protein ABHD1-like. The record is from RefSeq and is a predicted model, not a curated record. The coding region runs from base 757 to 2061 and encodes 434 amino acids. Gene Ontology annotation, biological process: medium-chain fatty acid catabolic process; medium-chain fatty acid biosynthetic process. Gene Ontology annotation, molecular function: monoacylglycerol lipase activity; acetylesterase activity. The transcript has 10 exons. NCBI's taxonomy places the organism in Eukaryota, Metazoa, Chordata, Actinopteri, Gadiformes, Gadidae.
CAAUUAUACAGUGAACAAAGCCUAUUAUUAGCUUUGAUAAUGGUCAUUGAAUUGCUUAUUUAUUAUUUAUUUGUUUAUUGAUAUUAUUUGGAUGCUAGAGAGUCGGGGAGAGACUCGAUAGAUUUCCGUUUCCGUUAUAUGUUUUGGAUAAUGCUUGGUCCAUUUAGUUCCUUAAAGCAUCACAUGUUCUCCCGGGUGGUUGAUCUGAUCCCUGCCAUGUUCUUAAUCAAAAACAGCUUAAACAGCUCACAGAAAGCCCUGGCUCCGGGGUAGACGGAAAGAAGUCCGGAUCAUCUCCGGAGUCUAAAGCCCCCGCAGCCCCCGUGACUCCUGCCUUACUGCAGACGCGCUCUUCCGCUCGUAUCUUCUUACUUCCACACCUGUCAGUGGCGAGUCAAAAGGUCCUCGGUCCCUCCUCACGUCCUGUCAGGAGAACCCGUCUGACAGGUAGGCAAGGAGCAGCUGACAGGAUCACCUUCAGCAACACCCCGGUGCUCUGAGACCAGUACUACCCAGUCCGCUCGCCGAGGAGGAGAGCCGCGCCGGGAGGGAGACGCGAUCGCAAAGACAUUUUCUCAUAACAAAAAUAUGAUAUUACUCUUAUGAAGUGAGAGUAUGCGUUAUCACGGUUUUUCGUGAUAGUCGGUUUGACUCUGCGUCUGGUUAAAUGCCAACUGGAACCACUCGUGCCGUUCAUUGCUGUCUGACGAAGACACUGAGCGUUUCUCGGUACUCCUCGGCAGCAUCGCCCUUGUCAUGCUUCUAUCAUCCCAUUUGGAAGUAACGGGGAUAUGCAGGUACCUCCCCAGGCCUGUCACCCUAGCCCUCUGCAGCGCCGUCCUAAUGUACUACCUAUGGGCUCGCAAAUGCCAGGCACCGGUGCUGGUGUGUAGUGAUGCGUUCCGGGGUUUCCUCCACAAGCAUUGCCCCGCAGUGGUUCACCGCUUCUGUCCCACGCCCUGGUGCUGGGGUGGACGGCUCCAGACGCUGCUCCCGCUGCUCAUCAAGUCCAAACCCCGUGUCACCUACCGCAAUGAGGCGCUACGGACGGCUGAUGGCGGUCGAAUCUCCCUGGACUGGGUGGACAACGUGUCCAGCGAGGCCUACCCUUCGUCCGCCACGCGCCCUACCGUCCUCAUCCUGCCCGGGCUGACUGGGAACAGCCAGCAGCUCUACGUGUACCACGUGGUCAGCCAGGCCACUCGACGUGGAUACAGGUGUGUGGUCUUCACCAACCGAGGCUUCGAUGGUGAGGAGCUUCUGACACCCUACACCUUCUGUGUUGCCAAUACUGCAGACCUGGAUCAUGUGAUCCUCCACGUUAAAGCUCUACUCCCCCAUGCCCCCUUGUUGGGCGUUGGGGUCUCUAUGGGCGGAAGAAAUUACCUCAAAGCCCCAGUUUUGAAAUUUGCCCCCUUGGAAUUCCUGGUGCCUCUCAUCCCUAAGAUCUGGGAAUGCUCGGCUGGCAUGCUGGUGCUGAACUACCUGGCCGAUAAGGGCCCCCGGUCCGGCCUGGUGGCGGCCCUCACCCUGUCUGUCUGCUGGAACACCCAGAAGUCAGCCGAGUCGGUGGAGCGGCCAAUCAACUGGCUGCUCUUUAACCGCCAUCUGGCCGCCAACCUCUGCAACGCCAUCAGCAGGAACCGUAAGGUAUUGGACAAAGUGGUUGACAUAGACCAUGUGAUGAAGGCGCGUACCAUCCGUGAGUUCGACGAGCGCUUCACCUCUGUGGUGAACGGCUACAAGUCGUGCGCCGACUACUACAGCGAGGCCAACCCAGACAUCAAACUCCCCAGGACCGCCACACCCGUCCUCUGCCUCAACGCUGCUGAUGACCCCCUGUGUCCCGGGAGCAGCCUCCCCAUGGCGACGGUGCAGCACCUGACCAACAUCGCCCUCCUGGUGACGGCCCAUGGGGGCCACCUGGGCUUCCUGGAGGGCCUGCUGCCCCGGGGCGAGUGCUACAUGGACCGGCUGGCCGGCCAGUUCAUGCAGGCGGGCUUCGAGCACACAGAGGAGCUGGUGCAGGCCUGUGGCAGGCAGCAGGAGGUGGGUGCCUGACCCCCCCAACCGGAUGGGUUUGGGUUAGGACCCAGGAACACACAGAAACAGCUUUAUUAGUAUGAUCAGUAUUAUUUUAUUUGUAGAAGUAGUAGUACUGGUAGUUAUAGUUGUAGUAUUAUUAAUAUUUAUUUUAUGAUAUGAUUCUUAUGAUAUAAUUAUGAUAUAAUUAUUAUUAUUUUUAUCAUUAUUAUUUUCUUCAAUUUUAUAAGUAGUGUUAUGAUAUUAUUAUGAUAUAAUAAUAGUGAUUUUUAUCAUUAUUUGUAUGAUUAUUAAUAUAAGGAGAUUUUUUUUUGAUUAUUAUGAUAUAAUAAUAAUUAUAUUUAUCCUUAUUAUUUGUAUUAUUAUAAGUAGUAUUAUGAUAUAAUUAUGUAAUUCCUAUUCUUAUAAUUCUUAUAUUAUUAUUGUUAUUAUAUAUUCUUCAUGUUAUACAACUUUCAUAGCGUCUUCGCUCAUGCAUUGUUUUACCUUAGUGGUAAACGGCCUGGUUUUGAGCUUCUGUCUCCACGCACAGAAGGAACCAUUCAGGUGCCUCAGAAUGUGAACUGUAGUGUCUGCAGUUCCCCACCGUCCAUCUCCCCACCAACACAGCCUCAGAUUCACUGCUAUAAAGCCCCUUUUCCAUGAUUCUUUUCACAAGCAGUUUGUUCGAUUUUACAGACCGUUUUUAUUAAAUGCCAAUUUGGAUUGUGGGGUUCUGAUGUCAAUGCAAUUUAAUCGUCUUUAAUAAUUUUUCCAAAGAUGUCCUUGCUGUUCGCCAAUAUGUUCGCCACUGUUACUUCAUGACAUUGACGUGACAUUAUGUCUUUCAUUGAAACAGAAUGCUGUAAUCAUUUAUUUUCCUUGUAAUGUUUGACAAAUAAUGUUUUCCUAGAAAUCAAAUAUCUAGGAAAUCGGCAAAUAAUUAACCCAUGUAUAAUACAUGUAUAUACUACGCGUUGGAUGUAUCGGUAGACACCAAAAUAAGUAUCUAAUAUAAAUAUGGUAUUUACAUUAAUUAUUAAUAUAAAUGAUUUAGUGAAAGGUACACAUAUUCUCCUUAGUUUGACCACUGUGGCCUUUCUCAGGGUUUUAUUCUCUUGUAUAUCAUCCACAGUACUGCAUUUACGACCAUGAAUGUGUGCCUCUGUCACCAUGGCUGCUGUUUUGCUCUGUUUAUUCGUGCACAUUUUGUCGUGCCAGACUUUGCAAGAGGAAGUACAAAUCAUUAUAGCCUAUUGGAAGGGGAAGUUUGAUACUAGGAAGCUGUCAAAUGUUUGCACUACCAGUUGUCACGGGCAUAAUAACCACUUCAGAAUCAUGCGAUUCCGUCCUGCAUUAUGUGUUUAUUUUUGUAACAAAUGAAAUACACCAGCCCUGCUAAUGCCUAAACCAUUGCAAUAUCAAUCCCAGCUUGGCAGCACUUGAAUGAACUUCUCACAAUGACCACUAUUUGUCAUGUGUAAAAAUGUAAAAAAUAUUAAACUAUAAACUAUUUAACUGAAAUAAAAUAAGAA